AUGUCCCGCGAAAAAAUUAUGUCCCGCUUCAACGCCAAAAAUCGCGAGGAACGUAGACACUUCAACAACACUUCAACACAACAUUUUCUAUCAAACAUUGACCUACCUAAACAAGCUCGAUUGAAAGAAAGGAAAGCGCUACAAGUAAGAAGGCUUAUGGUUUUAUUAGCAGCACAGCAUAAAGCUGUUUUAAUCUACGCCGCAGAUCAAGCAACUAAAGGAGGGAAAGGAGCUACUAAGCAACUCUAUGCUAUACGGACCAAACCAAUCGCAUCUCAUCGCGUCGAUAUGCAUACCGAGAAAUCUCUCUCUAACUGGUUCUAUACCGAGCUUGUUCUUGCUAUCCAGUUCUGCGGAAUUGGGCUUAAAGAUAAGCAUAGAAUCGCAAAUAUAAAUGAGAAAAGCGCGCGGAUUUGUAUGCCGGCCGGAGAAGAAGUUAUCGUACCUAUCGGAAUCAAAGAGAUGUAUACAAGAAUCUGUGAAAAUCGACUAUUCGUAACUGUGAUCGAAGCUAUUCUUGCCGAUAGAAAAGCUAUUCCUCUAAUGAUUAUUGUGCCCGGAAAGCAAAUUAUAGCGUCUUGGUUUUCCGAAAAGAUGACUGGACAUAAAGUUGUCACUGUUUUCGAAUCCGGUUAUACGAACGAUAAGAUUACUAUAGACCGCCAACGCUUCGAUAUCGCGAAACAAGCACUCGAAAAAGUCAAGGCUAUAAAGAUAAAAAAGCAAGAAGCUAGUCUUAAGAUAGCGAACGCUAAACUCAAGUUAGCAACGAUUAAAAUUCGAAACGAUCGUUAUAAUCAAGGAGUUCUUGAUCGGAAAGCCGAAAAAGAGCGAAAGAAAUGGUUGAACGAAGCGUAUAAGCAACAAGGUCGAAGGAUUCUUAUACACAUUCUACCCGAACGAAAAGUCCUUAUUCGAGACCGCGAAAAGCAACUUAUAGCAAAAGAACUAGAAGCUGAUAAUAUUGAUUUGAUUUCUUUUCGAGACGCAAUUGCAAACGAAAAAGCUGCGUUAAAAGAAGUUCAAGAAAGAGAUCUUGCUACAUUCGCGGACCUUUCGUAUUCAAUCGAUCUUCAAAUCCUUACAAAAGAAAAACGCUUUCGAAUUAGACAAAACCUAUUAUCUUGCAUUCAAAUUAGCGAUGACGACGAAGAUGAAAGAUUAAAUACCUUACUUUCGUCUCCUUUAGCAAAAAUGAUGCUUACUAAGUAA
This is a messenger RNA of Drepanopeziza brunnea f. sp. 'multigermtubi' MB_m1, 1212 nucleotides long. Lineage: Eukaryota; Fungi; Ascomycota; Leotiomycetes; Helotiales; Drepanopezizaceae. The record is from RefSeq and is a predicted model, not a curated record.